Dermatophagoides pteronyssinus (European house dust mite) is the source of this 814-nucleotide messenger RNA. RefSeq names its product coiled-coil domain-containing protein 85 (gene Ccdc85). The record is from RefSeq and is a predicted model, not a curated record. Lineage: Eukaryota; Metazoa; Arthropoda; Arachnida; Sarcoptiformes; Pyroglyphidae.
UGAUGUUGAUGCUUUUUUUAAGUGGUCAAUGAAUAAUACGUUGCCCUUUUGAGAACAGUGCUAAGAAAAUCCAACAAAACAAACAUAAUAUAAUCAUAUUUUUUCACAAAUGCCCGAAUCAAUUCAUAACGACAAAAUGGAUAAACGUGAUGAAGAAAUUCUUGAAUUAAAACAAAAAUUAAUCGAUCUAAUGAAAGAAAAUAAUGAAAUGAAAGAAUUGAUCCUAUUUCUUGAUGAUGAACGUAAUUAUGCUCGACAAUUUGUACGACAAAUCAAUAGUAAACAAUCAAUGAAUUGGAAUUCAUUAAAACAGAAACUUAACUAUUUGGAACAGAAACAAUUCGAAUUGGUCAAAGAGAAUCUUUCACUCAAACAGCUUUGUGUUUUGCUUGAUGAAAAUUCAAAUCUAACGGGUUCUGAUCAGAAUCAAAUAUCAUCAAAUGGUAGACAAAUUGAUUCAAAUAAAUCUUCGAAUUCUUCCAAUUCGUCAUCAACAAAUGGCCUAUCUUCAUCCGUUGUUUGUCAAUACAUUUUACAAUUAGAAAAUGAACUAAAAUCUCGUGGUAUAUCAAUGCAACGUCCAAAACAUAUACAUGACAUUAUUAAAUUAAAUUCAUUACGUAAUUGUGAAUCAAAUAAUGGUCGAUCAUCAUCACCAUCAUCUUUAAAUAAUAAUAAUUCAUUUACAACCAGUGAAGAAAAAUCAAUUAUUUAUUCAUUAAGUGAAACGGCAAUCAAAUCAAUUGUGUUCAAUGGCAAUGGUAAUCAUCGAAUUCAAUGAAUCUUACAAAAUAGAAAAUUCUCUGUAAAUACA